Oryza sativa Japonica Group (Japanese rice) is the source of this 869-nucleotide messenger RNA. Its product is annotated as small ribosomal subunit protein uS15y-like. Gene Ontology annotation, molecular function: small ribosomal subunit rRNA binding; structural constituent of ribosome. The record is from RefSeq and is a predicted model, not a curated record. Lineage: Eukaryota; Viridiplantae; Streptophyta; Magnoliopsida; Poales; Poaceae. Gene Ontology annotation, biological process: translation. Gene Ontology annotation, cellular component: nucleolus; cytosolic small ribosomal subunit; ribosome.
GCGCUGAGCAGCUUCCCAUUUCUAGGUUUCCCUCCUUGCCGCCGCCGCCGCCGCCACCGCCGCCGCAGCCUCCUCUCGCUCCGCCUCACCGCCGCUCGACGCCAUGGGCCGCAUGCACAGCAGCGGGAAGGGGAUGUCCUGCUCGGUGCUCCCCUACAGGCGCGCCGCUCCCGCCUGGGUCAAGACGUCCGCGUCGGAGGUGGAGGAGAUGAUCGUGCGCGUCGCCAAGAAGGGCCAGCUGCCGUCGCAGAUCGGGGCGAUCCUCCGCGACGCCCACGCCGUCCCGCUCGCCCAGGGCGUCACCGGCGGCAAGAUCCUCCGCGUGCUCAAGUCCCGCGGCCUCGCGCCCGAGGUGCCCGAGGACCUCUACUUCCUCAUCAAGAAGGCCGUCGCGAUGAGGAAGCACCUCGAGAGGAACAGGAAGGACAAGGACACCAAGUUCCGCCUCAUCCUCGUCGAGAGCAGGGUGCACCGCCUCACCCGCUACUACCGCCUCGCCAAGAAGAUCCCCGCCUUCUUCAAGUACGACUCCACCACCGCGAGCACUCUCGUGGCCUGAAGUGGAACUGAAGGUUUCGUUCGUUUUCAGCUUCUUUUUUGGGCGACUUGAAUUCUCUUGACAGCCAUGGAGUUUUGUUUAAUCUUAAGUAAGUAGGAAUGCUUUUGUUGGUGUAAUGUGUUAAAUCUACCUCCUGCACCUGAAGAGAAGUUGCUUACUGAGACUCGAUCUAGGAAUGCUUUUGUUGGUGUAAUGUGUUAAAUCUACCUCCUGCACCUGAAGAGAAGUUGCUUACUGAGACUCGGAUCAGAUUUUAUUUUCCUGAAAGAAAGGUUAUUCGCAAUGAUAUGAAGUUCAAUUUACACCUUGA